AUGUCGACCGCCGCGGAGCAGCCGGGCGGGAUGCCGAAGCACUCGGAACAGAUCGCACGCAGCGAUCUGAAGGCUAACGAUGCGGCGCACGCGGCGGCCGAGGUCGAGGCGCGGAUCGCGCAGCGCGUGCAGGACGAGCUCGCGUCUGACCCGGACUUCAUGAAGCGGUCCGUCUCGGAGCUCUCGAACGAGGCAGUCGCGUUAUAUAAGCAGGGCGACUUUGUUGGGUGCCUCGCGGGAUACAGCAAGCUCGACCGCAAGCUGGCCGCCCUCAACCUCACUCAUCCCACGCUGUUCGUGGCCGAGAGCAACCGCGCCGCCGCGUUCCUCGCGCUAGGCCUCCCGGGCCGCGGACUGCCACACGCCCACCGCAGCCUGUGCCUCGCCCGCGACUCGCUGGCCCGAGGCGGCGGGAUCGGCGGCGCAGCGACGCUCCAGGCGGCUCAGCGCACGGUGGUGAAGGCAACGGUGCGCAAGGCGAGCGCACUGAUGGCCUGCGGGCGAAAUGAAGAGGCGGCAAGCGCGCUUCAGGAGGGCCUGGCGUUCGAUCCAGCAAGCACCGAGCUACGGGCGACGCUCGACGUCGCCGCGCAGGCCGCGCUGCUGGACGCGCUCGAGGGGCGCGCGCGCACCACGCGCCGGCUCGCGGCGCCGGAACGCCACCUGGCGAUCACGGCGUCCCCGCACGCAGACGCAGGGAGCCUGGCGCGCUACGCCCCGCGCGACGCGCUGCCCGCGCAGCUGCUCACGCCCUUCCAGGCGCAGAACAGCGAGCGCGUAAAAGACACAUUCAACUACCUGACGAUCAAAGCGGACCUCGCGGUGCCGGCGCGGCGCGCCGUGGAGGCCGCCGACGCGUACUGGACGUCCCGGUGGCUGCGGGCGGUGCGUGCGGCGGUGCGCGAGGUCGAGGAUGCGAGAGAUUUGGACUGUCGCGUGCUGGCGCUGGAUGCAGGGCCCGGCGCGCUGUUCGCGAUGGCGGCGCUGCGGGCCGGCGCGAAGCACGCGACCUGCGUGGAGCGCUGGCUGUACAACGCGUCUGCGGCGCAGGAAGCGCUGCGUGCGAACGGGUUUGGCGACGAGGAGUACGACGUGGUGCACAAGGUGCCGACGGACGUGCAGCUCGGGAGGGACGUGGGCGCGUGCAACUUGCUGGUGUGCGGGAUGCCUGACAGCGGGCUGCUCACGUCCGGCGCCGUGCCCGCGCUGCGGCACGCGAUCGAGAGCCGCAUCAUGGUUGAGGGCGCUGUGGUGCUGCCGGCCUCGGCGACCGUCCUCGCGGUGCCCGUGCAGGUCCGCAGCCCGUCGAUCAUGGGCGUCGACACGUCCCCGCUCGACCGCCACCGCGGCUGCCCCCUCGGGCUGCCCGUCUCCGGCGCGCCCGUGUGUCCGUCGGCGUACAUCGCGCUCGCGGAGCCGCGAGAGAUCUUCCACAUCGACUUCGCGGCGCCGCCGACCGAGACGGAGGUCUGCGACGUGGAUUUCACGUUCACGAAAGCCGGGGCGCCGAACGCGAUGCUGGUCUGGUAUGAUCUGCGGCUCUAUGCGGACGUGUGGCUGAGCACGGGGCCCGAGGCGGUCGCUGCGGGUCUGACCAGCAGGGGCCCUGUACUGCACUACCUCCCAGGCGACCUCACCGCGGGAUCCAUCGCAGGCGUCGCCCCCGGCGACACGCUGACCUUCCAGUGCGCGCACAACACCACCGCGAUGACCUUCGGAGUCCCCCACGGGGAGUAUCUGCGCCUGUUCAAGUCCCCCCCCGACGCAGCCUUCCCACUCAGCCUCUUCUCGGCAGUCGCCGACGUGCCGCGCCUCUCGGCCUUUUGCCGCGCCAUCCAGCGCGCUAUGAACGACGUCGCCACCGCAGCGCCGAGCGGCUCGAGGGCGGCCGAGACGCACGUGCUCGACGCCGGCUGCGGGAGCGGACUCCUGUCGACGUUCGCAGCCCGGUGUGGCGCGACCUCCGUCCUGGCCACGGACGUUUGCAAGUCCCUCGCGGGCCUCGCGCGGUCCGUCGCGGCCGUCAACGGCGUAUCGGACCGCGUCACCGUCCUGCACCGCGACGCCGCGCUCCUCGAACGCGGCGGCGACGCGCGCAACAGGGGGUACAAUUUGCUGAUACUGGAUGUGUUCGAUCCGGGCCUGGUGGGCAGCGGGGCCGCGUGGCUGGCGGCAGCGCUGCGCUCCAAGGUCCUCGCGCCGGGCGCCAGGGUCGUUCCGGCGCGCGGCACGCUGUGGUGCAUGGGGGUGGAGGUGUUGGCAAGUGCCGUUGACGGGUUUGAUGUCUCCGCGCUGGAUCGGUACCGAUUCUCGCCGACGACCGUCGCGGUGCGCGCGGACCGGCUGCGGCACCGCAGGCUGACGCGGCCGCAGCGGGUGGUGGAGGUGGACUUCCAAGGGGGGGUGUCUGGGGUCGGGCACGACAGCGUGAUCAAGCUCGAGGUGAUACGCCCCGGGGUGCUGAAUGCGGUGCUGGUGUGGCACGACCUGCAGCUGGAUGACGACGAGGCGGUCACCACCGCGCCGCGGGGCGUCGGGCUGGGGGGCAAACUCGACGAAGACACCCACGCUGACUCAGGGGGGGGGUGUGGCGGCCAGCCGGGGUUCCUGCGCGCGCAGAGCGGGACGUUCGAGGGUCCCCGCGACGGAUACUUCUUCGGAUGCGGCGACGAGGGCAUCGGAUACUACCUCGAGGCGUCGCGACGCGACACGCAGGUCGCGCUGCGCACGCCACCCGACGCGGAGCGAGCAGGCGGCUACGCUGCCUCGGAUGCCGCCGACGAGCAUCCGCACGGCACGUGCGCCGGACAGGGCCUGCAGCACCUCGACGCAGCGGUACGGGUGAGCCCCGGUCAGCGCGUGACCGUCCUGGUGCGCCGCGACGGAGGCAGCAUCGCGCCCGUGCGGUUCGCGCUGCGCGAGGGCGUCGGCGCGCUCGUGCCGCGGCCGCCGUGGCUCGAGGAGUGGGGCGGCGGAACGUCCGUGGAGAACCCGCACGUGCAGCGCCCGAAGUACUGCGAUCUUCUGCUAUCUGAUUUCCUGAUGCGCUGCCGCGGCGGCGCGAAGGCGGCGAUCCGCGACGACCUCGCGGUGCCCGCCGCGCAGUGCGGCGCGCUCUUCCUGGACGCGGCGUCGCUCCGGCAGACCGCGCACGAGCUUGCGUUGCUCGAGGACCUGAAUCGGGAGGCGGGGGGGGAGUUUGAGCCCGGGGCGACGCUGGCGGCGACCACGGAGGCCGUGCUCGAGCUGCACUAG
Pedinophyceae sp. YPF-701 is the source of this 3255-nucleotide messenger RNA. The record is from the annotation of a GenBank genome assembly. NCBI's taxonomy places the organism in Eukaryota, Viridiplantae, Chlorophyta, Pedinophyceae.